Molecule: messenger RNA, 4567 nt
Organism: Clarias gariepinus (North African catfish)
Lineage: Eukaryota; Metazoa; Chordata; Actinopteri; Siluriformes; Clariidae
Gene: engl
Product: endoglin, like
Exons: 19
Coding region: 288-2894 (868 amino acids)
Source: RefSeq, a predicted model, not a curated record
GAGGAUGUGUGUGUGAGGGCGCACGGACUCAGUGUGUGUGUGUCUAUAUAUGCGCGUGGGGGUGUGCGCGCGCGCGCGUGCCAGUGUCCUCAUACUUAAAUAUGCGGCGUCUGCUCCGAGCGCUUAAAGCUGAUUCCUCGCGCGCCGGUGAUGUCAUUUGGGACCACCGAUCGACACAGUUCAGGUCACUGCGCAACUUCUGCUGUUCUGGAUGGAGCCUGCGCUAUUAAUAACCCGUAUGUAACAGACGUCUCCUGAAGCUCAACUUUUCUGGAUAAAGAGGAAAGAUGAUGUUGCACUCACAGUGGGCUCUAAUCUGUCUCCUUCUGCUCAGGGCAGGAACUGCAGGAGGUGAAAUGACAUCGCAGUGUGGGGUUUCUCCUGCUGGGGCGCUGCACCCUGUACAUGCUCAGCUUGAACGCUUUGAGGCCGGGCCAGGCUGUGCUGCCAGAGAGGGCGGAGCUAAAGAGACCCAUGUCAUCACUGUGGCAAGACCUAAUUACAGCACUGACAACCUGGUGACCGUGGUUCUGAGGCCACUAUCAUACACACAUCCUGUCCGUCGCCCAGUCAUUCUUGUACUGAGUUCCCAGCAUACCAUGCGCUGGGUUCUGGAGGGUGAGGGUCUGCCGGAGAAACUUCACAUCCUGGUGCAGGUCUCAGCAAACUCCACUCUGGUGGAUGGGAGUGUGCUGGCUCGUGUCCAUGCCAUCCCUUCGUUGCCGUGGCGACCUCGUGCUCUACUACGCUGGACCCUCCAGCGUCAUGCAACUGUCUCCUCCCUUACACACUCGACCACUGCCAACCGCAUUUACCUUCGCCUUGGAGAGGAUCCCAGCAUGCCAAGCGUGUGUCGCCUGCAGUCUCUCUUUCUCUCUCAUAACUACAUGGUGUCUAAGCUGCAGGAACAGGAAGUGAACGGCUGCACUUUCUCAGAGAGAUUCUCCAACCCAGAAGUGCAUGUCAUCAAGCUAUGGUCUGCUGGCUCAGGACUUUGUGGGUCGUUACAGGUGGAGGUGUCUGUCUCUCUGCUGCCCCCUGUGGCUGAUGCUGGGUGGUGUAAUGUAGUGCUAGUGUUAAGCAGUGCUGUUCCGGUAAAUUUGGCUCUUGUGACUCCGGGUCUCCGUGGCCACAUCACAGUUUACUCAUCCCACAGUGUGACACCGCUGUAUCCUCCCAAACCCGACCUCACCAUGAGUAGCACCAUGGUCCCAGACCUCAUUGUAACCCCUGACUUGCUCACCUGGGCCAAUCAGAAUGGUUAUCCAUCUCUGAUGUCAUACACGGAAGCCCAUCUAGCUAAUCGCCUUGUGAUCAAGUUGAAAGGGAGUGGGGCAGUGCAGGAUGCCAGGGAGGCAAAGGUGGAGGAGACCUGGCUGAGACAGUGGCUGUCUCAUGAGGUCGGAGAUGGUCCAAGCAGCAGCAACGUCGUCAGCGUGCAGUGUGUGGAUGGACGCCUCGCUGUCUCUGUCGAUAAAAGCUCCUUACAGGCUCUCGCUCUGUCAGUUUCAGCUGUAACCCUCAGGGACCCCUCGUGCCAAGCACGGUCCAACGGGAGCCAUUUCCUCUUGGCAGUUCCAGUCAUUUCCUGUGGGACUGAAGGAGACAUGGAGCAACACGGCAGAGAAGUGCAGUACAAAAACACGAUAUUGCUGUGGAGGUCUAAGCCUUCGUUGGACAAGACAGACAAGACACCAGCCAACGAGUCAACUCCACUGGUUAUACAUUUCAGCUGUAUAGCGCCCCUGCCCGUUCUCGCCAGCGCGUCCACACCGAGCUCGUCCUCCAGGACACAGGGCGUGCUGCGAAGUGGAAGUGGUCCCCUGUCCAGCUCCGCCUCUGGCCCCGCCUACAGCCCACCCUGGCUCCCAGCCUCACACGGCGGUCCUCAUCUCUCCAUGCGACUGUUUGCCACAGACAGAUUUGAGGAGAGAGCGGUGGGACCCUGCGUGGUGACGGUUCACGGGCGUGUGUACGCCGAGAUCUCAGGCAGUAUGGGAGUCAGUGAGAGGCUGGAGGUGAGCUCAUGUGUGUUUUCUCCGCUAUCAGACCGACACGCUCAGACUGGCUGGUCCAUCAUCCGAGACUUCUGUCCUGCGGACCCAUCCUUCAUCACACACACAGACACACGGACACAACACAGAGCGGAUAGGGACGGGGACACAGAGAGCGAUGAGGGAGAAAGAGAGGACAAUGACGAGGAAGGACCGGAGGAAGACGAGGCUGAACGAGAGCAGGACACCAGAGAGGACGAGACACGUCUAGUUCCAAAAACGAGAAGGGAUGGAGAGGGAACAGUAACGGGGAGACUUAUCCCAGACAAAAUCUUACAGAAAACAAAGGACAGAGGAGUGGACGUGGGACAGCGGACAGACAAAACGGAGAAGUUGGAGAAGACGGAGCAGCUCAGGUUCAGCUUCAUUCUGAGGCCAGUGUUCAAUAACUCCAUCCAGUUCCUGCACUGCAGCCUGCAGCUGUGUGGAGGCGCCACUGAGACACGCAGAGACUGCACGAGCACACACGAUGAGACACACGAUGAGACACACGCGACUGCAGCUCCACAGUGUGAGUACAGGACGCUGUCCCGGCCGGUGUUGAUCACAUACGUCCCAGAUGCAGUGGCUGGUCUGGUGCCGCCUCCUGCUGGUAAACUGGCACAGAAGCCUCAUGUGACAGAGACAAUGAUGUCCAGAAACAGCUCAUCUAGUGGCGUUGUGAGCUCGGUGUUGAUCAGUGUGAUUGCUGCGUUCCUGUUGGGUGUGGUCGUGAUGGGUGCGCUGUGGUGCAUCCACACAUGCACAGGGAGACGUGCAACUGUGCGUAGAAACAGUCUCCAGGAGGCGCCAUCCUGGACCCCAAUGUCUCCGCUGGGACAAACCACCAGCUCGUUGUAGAGGUGUUGGAUGAAGCAGAGGAUGGAGUGUGUGUAUGUGUGUGUGUGUACAUGUGAAAGAGCGAGAGACACACUUGGACGAACUGUGCAUCAUAAUAAACUGUAAUUUGAUGAGCCAUGGACUUUAUAACCUCAUCGACGAGCCUCAAGUGCAAACCCGCCGUUUAAUAAACCACUUCGUUUGAUCAGCACCACUGCACCAGAUGUUGACCUUUAAAAUAUGGUGUGAUUGGGUUUACACCACGGUGCGGAUGAAUUCUGGACUCUUGAUUGGUCAGAAAGAAAGUGUUGCUUAGUUUUUUAUAACUGCAGCUCAGACAAUAGCGCAGGAUCAAGUAAAUGUUCUAAUACACUUCAGGCCCUCCAUAUAUACAUAUACACUCCAUAUUCACAAAGCUUUUCAGAAUUCUCUCAGAGAGCUCCUAUCUUCACUAAAACAUUCCUACGUGGGAGUCCUAGACUCAAAGUGAUUUAGGAAACUUCUCAAGGCAUCUCUGAGGAAGGAAAGUACAAAAACCUUUAUCUUAGUGGGGAAGUGUGGUUGACUCCGUUGCUAGGGAUGAUGCAGUAAUUCAAGGACUGUGAUUGAUUGAUUAAAAAUCUGUAAAAGGUAUUAAAAUGCGCAAUUUCUAAAAAUAGAAUAGACAGUGAAAUCAUAAUGUUUGUAUAUAAAGAAAUUGUAUAAUCAUGACUACAGGCUACCUUAUUCAACGUUUCUGUUAUAGGUUCAAUAUCUUAAUUAAAACAGUCAAAUGUGUCUACUUUUGAAGCCACCAAUUUCCACACAGUAGUUACUAUAUUUAAGUUCUUACAUUUAUUUGAUUUUAUUACUUGAUUUUAUUACUUGUGAUACAUUUCAGAUUGAUGGGAGCAAAAUGGCUCAGCUUUUACCAAUUUACAUGAUGGAAGGACAGUCUAUUUAAGUUGUACUUUUGGAUGGUACGUACCCAACAAUCCAAGAGAAAUUAGACAGAAGAGCAGAGUUUACACUUAUGUUCAGUGCUUGGAGAAUAUUUCUUCUUUCCGCCAUUUUGUCCUCUGCUAUAGAAACUCCUAAACCUCUUAAAAGUCCUCUUCUCUACUCUUAACACUUUUUACCCUAGAAGCUGUUUUUAGGGAUAAGAUGUUUCAUUAAUCAUUUUCAUCUUUACUAAGAUUCAGUCCUUAAUUUAAGAGUAAGUUCCAAGACAAUAUCAUAAUUCUAAGAAUUCUCUUACAAUUUUCUCACUAGGAGCAACUUUUAGGCUUUAGAAGCUUUGUGAAUAUGGACCCAGGUUUUUUACAGGCAGUUCUUUUUACGAGAUGUUUAUGUCGCGUUUAUGGAAGGAGUCGCUAGUGUUAGUGCUUAGCAACAUUCAGAGUUGAAGCUUUAACUUUUAUUACUUUAAGACAGAGAUGAGUUUACGAGAUGAGUUUACGAUUUUACACCUUACUUUAAGGUCCCAUGUAACAUGACAUAUUUUUGUUGUUACAUAAACUUUAUUAGAAAAAGAGUGAGAGAGAAAAAGAGAGGCAGGCGAGGGAACCAGUGAUUAUACCCACUAGAACAGGAACAUGUUUUGCAGAUGCGUAAUUAUAAAUGAGUAUGAAGUUACAUGACAUCCUUUAAUAAUUAAAAAAAAAAAAGGUAAAAAUGUUGCAUAUAAAAACAAUAUAUAUAUAUAUAUAUAUAUA